Molecule: messenger RNA, 2216 nt
Organism: Centruroides sculpturatus (bark scorpion)
Lineage: Eukaryota; Metazoa; Arthropoda; Arachnida; Scorpiones; Buthidae
Product: piggyBac transposable element-derived protein 3-like
Exons: 2
Coding region: 199-2046 (615 amino acids)
Source: RefSeq, a predicted model, not a curated record
UUUUACUAUGAUUUACCCACUUCAGAUAUAUUUGUUGUCAAUGUAAGCCUCAUGAACACACUUGUGAAAGGUUUGUUUAUACAUUAUUCGUUAGUACCGCCAUCUAAUGUGUGAUAGGAUAACUAAUUUGAACAAAGAUGGAAGAUCCACUUAGCUGUUUUUGACAUCCAGAAACAUCGUUGGUAUUGAUUUUUCAAUAUGGCAAACAAGAAAUACAACAUGGAGCAGGAUGCCAAUGUCCUUUUAGAAAUGUUAACUACAGGGGAAGUGUCAGAUUUAGAGUUAUCUUCAGAUGAAGAAACAUUUAUUGAAGACAAAUCUACCUGUGCUUCACAUAAACAACCAGUGCGAGUAGGAGCUGACAAGAUCAACAGGGCAGAGACUGAUGAACAAGAAAUAUCAAGUGGAGAAAAUGAUAAUUAUAAUGAUAAUGAUAAUGUUGACUCUGAUGAAGUUAAUUACAGUGAAACUGACGAAAUAAAAUACUCCCUAACUAAAAAAAAAGAUAUCAAGUGGCGUCAUCGCCCAAUUUCGGUGGGGGAUUUUUAUUCUGAAUGGGAACCAGAUGACUUAGACAAAGAAUUAUUGGUUCCUUCGGCAUAUUUUGGCAAGUAUAUUCCAAAUAACCUCUUUGAUACAAUGGCUGAAAUGACAAAUAUAUAUGCAUUACAAAGUGGAAUGACUAGAAAUUUUAGAUCAACCACAUCUGCAGAACUCAAAACAUUGUUUGGGCUUCAUAUAAUUAUGGGAACUCUAAAAUUUCCCAGAGUUCGAAUGUAUUGGGACACAUCACUGAAUAUGCAAUUAUUCUUGGAUAGUAUGACUAGAGACAGAUUCUUUCAACUGAGAACAAAUUUGCAUCUUGUAGACAACAUGAGAAUUCCGGCUGAUAAUAAAGACAAAUUCUAUAAAGUUCGACCUAUAUACACUGCUCUACGCAACAGAUGUCUGGAGUUACCUGUGGAGGAACAGCUAGCAGUUGAUGAGGCAAUGAUUCCAUUUACAGGACAGCUCUCUGUGAAGCAAUAUAUAAAGGGUAAGCCAACUCCAUGGGGAAUAAAAAUGUAUAUGCUGUGUGGUAAGAGUGGACAAACUUAUGACUUUAUUCUCUAUCAGGGAGCAUCCACUGAAUUUCAGAAAUCUUUGUUGAAAACUUUUGGACAAGGACCAACUGUAGUUCUACAGUUUGUUGAGAGAAUUAAACAGAAAAAGGGUCAUAAAAUAUUUUUUGACAAUUUCUUUUCUUCUUACAACCUAUUUCAAGCAUUGAAACAAGACAACAUAUGUGCUGCUGGAACUGUCAGAAUUAACCGGUUUGCUAAUCCUCCUCUAAUUUCGGACAAGGAAGCUCUGAAGAAGGAAAGAGGAUUUUCUGAAGAAAUUUGCAGCACAGAUAACAUAACACUGGUAAAAUGGGUUGACAACAAAUCAGUUGUUUUUGCUUCCAAUUUCAUUGGAAAAGGAAAAUCUGACAAAGUUGAACGCUGGGAAAAGAAAGAAAAAAAGUAUAUCAGCAUUGAUCGGCCAGAAGUCGUGAAACUCUACAACCACUCUAUGGGUGGUGUAGAUCUUUUUGACCAAUUGAUAAGUUAUUACAGGAUUUUUAUAAAAUCUAAGAAGUGGACACUGCGAGCAAUUUUCCAUGCUGUAGAUUUUGCAGUUGUACAGAGUUGGUUGGAAUACAGAACAAGUGCCAAAGCCAUUGGUGUACAACAGAAUAAAAUAAUGGAUCUCCUGCAUUUUCGUAUGAGACUGGCUUAUGUCCUGGUUAUGAGUGGUAAGGAAAUUUCCAGCAGAAAAAGAGGUCGACCAUCUGCCACAUCUCCAGAGACUUCUAAUCAAAGACGACGAGGAGAAACCAGACCUCCUGAAGAAAUUCAGUUUGAUGGAAUUGAUCAUAUGCCUCUUCACGAAAACGCUGCUUUGCCUAGCAGAUGCAAAUUUCCAAAGUGCAAAGGACGUUCUCGAGUAAAAUGUGAAAAAUGUGGGGUUCACCUUUGUUUAUCAAAGGAAAAAAAUUGCUUUCGUGCAUUCCAUGUAAAGUAACUGUGUUUAUUAUUUCUAACAGAUUACAAUAUAAACUCAAAAGCAUAGUUAAUAUUGUGUAUGUGUGAAUUAGUUGUAUUGAUUAUAAUAAAAAGUUCACAAUUUACGAUAUUGUGUAAAAAUAUUAUUCUGUAUGUUUAUGAUUUCAAUGUGAUUCAAUAUAGGUCGUG